Coffea arabica (coffee) is the source of this 1557-nucleotide messenger RNA. RefSeq names its product glutathione S-transferase T1-like. NCBI's taxonomy places the organism in Eukaryota, Viridiplantae, Streptophyta, Magnoliopsida, Gentianales, Rubiaceae. The record is from RefSeq and is a predicted model, not a curated record.
AAAAAGAUUGAUUCCGAAAAGACAGAACAUUUUUCGAAUUCAUUACCAAUCAAAAAAUGUUAGGCAUUGUGCAAUUGUUGCUUGAGAGAUUUGGAAAGAUCCUACAAGAAAGCGAGAGAGAUUAGAAAAUGGGAGGAAAAAAAGUUAUUAAACGAUUGUUCAUAGUUCAGAGAUGGAUAAUUGUGCUGCUGGACUCAGCCUAGAUUUUUUUUCUUAAGGCCCAUCUAUAAAUUGAGGACCCAAAUUGCAGACGGCUCUGUCGUCCACCGUUCUACAGGCCCAAUACCCUUUGUGCCACGAGGUCCCACUUUAUCUGCAUUCUCCUUUGUAACUCCACCGUGCAGCUGACUUCUUCCUCUCCGGUUAUCUGUUCCUCUCUCAGAAACAAAGCCAGCAAAGUUCAAAACUUUGUCUCAUCAUUCAUUACGUUCUCCGUGUAUAUACCAGCGUGUGUUAGUGCGUGAGAAAAGAAAGAAACUGUAGCAAAAUGAAGUUGAAAUUGUAUGCAGAUCGUAUGUCUCAACCGUCACGUGCGGUUCUCAUCUUCUGCAGGGUAAAUGGGAUAGACUUUGAUGAAGUUAAAGUUGACAUUUCUAAACGCCAGCAAUUAACUCCUGAAUUUGCAGAAAUCAAUCCCAUGAAGAAAGUACCAGCGAUAGUCGACGGAAGAUUUAAGCUCUUUGAGAGUCAUGCAAUUCUUCAAUAUCUGGCUUCUGCUUUUCCUGGAGUUGCUGAUCAUUGGUAUCCUGCAGACCUCUUCAAAAGAGCAAAAAUCAACUCGGUUUUAGAUUGGCAUCAUUCGAAUUUACGCCGUGGUGCAGCUCCACUUGUUCUUAACAAAGCACUUGCUCCUGCACUUGGUCUGCCUUUGAAUCCAAAAGCAGCAGCUGAAGCUGAAAUAAUCCUGUCAGCUUCUCUUGCAAAGAUAGAAUCCUUUUGGCUCAAGGGGAAUGGGCGGUUUUUGCUGGGAAGCUUGCAACCUUCCAUAGCAGACCUGAGUUUAGUCUGUGAAAUUAUGCAACUGGAGGUCCUGGAUGACGAGGUUCGUGCAAGAAUUUUAGGCCCACACAAGAAAGUUAUCAAGUGGAUUGAUGACACAAGAAAUGCUACUCAACCUCAUUUUGAUGAGAUGCAUGCCAUUCUCUUCAAAGCAAAAGAGAAGCUAUUGAAGAUGCACUCAGAUGCAGGCAGUGAUCAGACAGAAAGUAGCAGAAAACCAGCUUUGCCUUCAAAGAUCUGAGAAUGCAGCUCUAAUGGUCAAGUAGCGUGUCAUUUUCUGGUUGUAUGUCAGCCAACAAGCCGCCGGAUCUGGUAUGUAAAAGGAAAUCCAGAAUGCAGACAUGCUGUUGUCAGUCUCUGGGUAAUAAUUCGGUUAUUUCUAAGGAUCUUAACACGCCCUAUGCUUGAACUAAAGCUUUUUGUGUUCGUUGUACACAUAGUAGCUAGUGCAAUAACGUGAUUCGAAUAUCUUCUUACCUUGUGAUACAUGAUUCUUGUCUUUUACCCUGUUAUCUUGUCUUUUGUUAAUAUAAUUACCACUUCAGAAUCUUGUAGCAA